This is a messenger RNA of Austrofundulus limnaeus, 5444 nucleotides long. It is a transcript of the gene samd4b, whose product is annotated as sterile alpha motif domain containing 4B. The transcript is spliced from 13 exons. Gene Ontology annotation, molecular function: translation repressor activity; protein binding; mRNA binding. The coding region runs from base 616 to 2631 and encodes 671 amino acids. The record is from RefSeq and is a predicted model, not a curated record. Gene Ontology annotation, biological process: regulation of mRNA stability; nuclear-transcribed mRNA poly(A) tail shortening; negative regulation of translation. Gene Ontology annotation, cellular component: P-body. NCBI's taxonomy places the organism in Eukaryota, Metazoa, Chordata, Actinopteri, Cyprinodontiformes, Rivulidae.
CCCACGUCUUACGUCAACUCAAAAUCGAAGUGGAUUUCUCCAGGCGUACACUCCUUAUUUUUUGUAUUCCAAUUAGCAUUUUUGUAUAUACAUUCUUUAAAGUUUUAUGUUUGAAACAGCGAAGGCAUAUUACUGCAAUGGGAUAUUCUUGAGGAUUCCUACGUGUGGAAUGGAAAUCUACGCUUCUUCCAGCUAAGCCAACGUAACUGCAGCUGUUAGCUCCUUGCUAUCACUACUCAUACGGUCGAGCUAGCUAUGCAUUAGCAUUUUAGCCUAGCUCCCUGGCCAGAAACAAAUGAGAACAGGGCAAAGAUGAUGUGAUCACGAUUAUGCCAGAAUAAAAGAGCCUUUCCUGUUUUGGGUCAUUACCUACUGCAGUUGACACAUACUUGGAGCCUCAAGACAUCGUCUCAAAAAUCCAUAAAGCAUUCCCGCUCGCAGUCCCAGCAGCACCUGAACCAUGUGAGGUCCCCUCGGUCAAGUCUGAGGGGAUCCUAGGACUGUUGAAUCGAAAACCCCGCUGUGCGGGGGGAGACUUUUCCUGUCUCUGUCUGAAGGAGCAGCCUAACCCUCCCUAUCCACAAAUUCCUGUUCUCCUUACCAAGGAGACACGCCAUGAUGUUCCGAGACCAGGUAGGUAUCCUCACAGAUUGGUUCAAAGGCUGGAAUGAAUGUGAACAGACGGUGGCGCUCUUGUCCCUCCUGAAGAGGGUGUCCCGCACCCAGGCCCGCUUUCUCCACAUAUACCUUGAACACUGGCUGGCAGACUGCACAGAGAUCCACAUCCUUGAAGCUGAGGCCAACAAUGCAGCAACUGUCAGCCAGUGGCAUCAGGAGCCUAAAGAGAAAGUGGUGUCCUUGCUGUUAUCCCAUUUGCCUCUACUGCAGCCACGCAAUUGUGAGGCCAAAUGUGAGUACAUGAAGCUGCUGCAGAAGGUGUUGAGUCACACAAUUGAGAGCAGCCUCUUUGUGGAAGAAAGCAGACAGUUGCUCUCCUAUGCACUCAUCCACCCUGCCACCACUCUGGACGACCGGACCACACUGGCCAUGUGGCUAAACCACUUGGAGGAGCACCUUUCUAGUGGCUAUGCAUCUCGGGCUCCAUCUAGCCCGUACCAUCCACGCCAAGGAUCUGAUGAAUGGCCGAGUUCUGCUGAGGCUCUUGAUCCUGGCAGCGUUUGGCAUGAUAAGUCUCCUUCAUCUAGCACGUCUCCUGCAGGCCAGAAUGGACACAUGGCUUUCCCAGGCAGGAUGCCCUCACCUAUUAACAGCAAUAAUACAGGUUUGGUUGGGCAGAUGCAGCCUAGUCCACUGAAGAAGUCCAUGUCCAAUAUCCCUUCCAGUCCUCAGACUUGUGGUUCUGAGUGGAUAAACCAGGAUGACACGGGUGGGCGACAGAACUUCAUCCCAACAGACCACGCACCUCUUUCACCCCAAAGCAGUAUAGCCUCUUCAGGCAGCGAGCAGACGGAAGAGCAGGGCUGCUCUCGCAACACUUUCCUAGAGGAUGGGAGUGGCAUGAAAGAUGUUCCUGCCUGGUUGAAGAGUCUUCGGCUUCAUAAAUAUGCAUCACUAUUCUCGCAGAUGAGCUAUGAGGAGAUGAUGAUUCUCACAGAACAGCAUCUAGAAUCUCAGAAUGUCACUAAAGGAGCACGACACAAGAUUGCCUUGAGUAUCCAGAAACUGCGAGAGAGGCAAAGUGUUCUCAAGUCUUUAGAAAAGGAUAUCUUGGACGGCGGAAACCUGCGCAAUGCCCUCCAGGAGCUUCAGCAGAUCGUUAUCACGCCCAUUAAGCCCUACAGCCCAGCCAGCGCAGCACAGCUUGCCUCGGACGUCUCGACGUCCUCGUCAGACGUCACAAAAACAGCAGCAGAUACGGAGGCGGCGUCAGAAGACUUCCAAAGCAACAACCAACCCCCCUGUGAUGGAGACUCCUCAGUCACACCGGUCUCAGAUGGUGACAUUGCCGGACAGUUUACUCGUGUUAUGGGUAAAGUGUGCACCCAGCUGCUGGUAUCAAGGCCAGAUGAGGAAAAUAUUAGCUGUUACCUUCAGCUUAUAGAGAAGUGUCUGACACAUGAAGCUUUCACAGAAACUCAUAAAAAAAGGCUGGUCUCCUGGAAGCAGCAGGUCCUCAGUCUGCUGCGCCUGUUUCCUCGGAAAGCUAUGCCGGACAUGUCAGCGUACCGACAGAAAGGCUGGAACUAUGGGUCAAACUCCCUCCCCACAGCAGGCUCUGUGAGUGGAGGUGUAAGCCGGCGGGGCCAAAGGCAGUUCCAAAUGACCCCCCGUGUUCCCCCAACUGGGCGCAUGUGUCUUCCUGGCGGGAUCGGGGGAGCGUCUCCACGCCACACGCUCACUAAUCCUGCAUUGGCAGGCCAGGGUAGACAAAACCUGUGGUUUGCCAACCCUGGGGGCAGUAACAGCAUGCCAAGUCAGAGUCGCAGCUCAGUGCAGCGAACCCACUCACUUCCUGUCCACACAUCCCCACAAACCAUGCUCUUGUUCCAGCAACAAGAAUGCCAAGUUCCAGGUGCUGACCUGGAGAUCAACCCCACACUGGAGUCACUGUGCCUCAGUAUGACAGAGCAUGCCUUAGGGGAUGGAACAGACCGGACAUCAACGAUAUGAAAAGAAGAAAGGAAAACCAUUGGAUUGAGGCCUGUUCAGCACAAAGAUAUAUGUAUGCUUAAAAUAAACAAGGCUAAGCAGUCACUACAAUAUGACAAAAAACUGUAUAUGUUCUCUAAUAUUUUUGUACUUUAUUAUAUACAACUAAGUUUAUUAAAAAUGGAUUACAGAUGAUUAUUAUAUUGUAGAACAGAGAAAAAGGUUAACUGUAUCAACUGUGCAAUGUCACCUGCAGGACUGUGGCAUGAUGUGCAGCAGCUCAGUUUACCACCAGUGGAUCGGUGCUGUGUUUAAGGGUUCUGCCCUGAAUUACUCUUCUUUUCCCACUGCCUUGGAACAAGGCUUUCUAUUCUAUCCAAAAGAAAACUGACAGUUACAGCCCCCUACACCACACAAUUUCUAGAUAGAAAAAUUUCCAGUCAGAAGAAAGGCACUUUUCUUUAUCUUUUAUAUUAUUAGGCACUAAACUGUAAUAGAUCCCAUGGUACACAUUCUAAAGUUUCACCUGUAGACACCUGUUCACUUCUCUGACUCUGCUAAUCCAACAGACAGGGCCAGUCAGGGAUUGUGUUUCUUGAAACCUUGGAUGUUUUUUUUUCCUUUCUUUCUUUUCUUUUUUUUGUCCAAUAUGCGAAAAAUAUGUUUUUUUUUUUUUUACACAAACUGUUUCUCAAUCAAAAGGUUUGAGGAAAAGUUUGUAAUCCAACUGUAGGAUACCUUUUGUUUUGGUUGUUUUCCUUGAUCACAUGGUCAAGGAAAAAAAGUGACUGUCCUCUGAACGUCUACAAAGCCAAAGACAAGGGUUGUGUGAUGAUUAAUUUGAGAAAGAUAUUUGUAGUGAGUUGCAGCAGAAUGGUAUAAUAAAAAAUAGAAAAAAGAAAAAAAAAACAGCAGUGUGAAAAAAAAUAUGCCGGCUGCAAUUUGUUUCUCUUAUUUUUAUGCCCAACAACGUAAAUGAUGAUGAAUCUCAUUUUGUGCCAAGGAAUCCCAAAGGGGGUGGGGGUCAGUAAGGGCUGGUGAGGUUUGUACUGUGUGAGAGCUGAUUUGAUAUUGAAUUGAUAAACGCGAAGAGGCUAGUGUUUUCAAUUUACAAGUCCAAUGCUGGGUGAGGAUGCUAAACGAAACCCAUCUCAAGCCUCCGACUCCCCCAUGAUUGGCUUUGCAAAAUGAAACGUGAUCCUGUAACAAAUGCUCGAAGCACAGCGCCUCACCCUCACGGUGCCCUCGUCCUCAACUGGCCGACAUGAUGAUUUGAUGAAUCAUACUUUUCAAGGUGCUUGACGAUGUCCAUAUAUUUCUGUUUGUGUCUCCGUGUGUUUCGGUCUCAGAGCUCUAACAUUAUCACGUGGUAUCAGUGUUGAAUCAAAAGCUGUCCUAUGGAGCCUCUGUCUUUGAAUGUGGCAGAGCCGGAGGUGCAUGUUUGUGUGAUAUAGUCUUAACUUUCGGAUCACUUUUGGUUGCUCAAUAAGGCAGGGAUAACCAUUCAUUCAUUCUUUCAGCAGAGCCAUAGGAGGUCUGUCUAGUAAAAGAUGGUUAUUUACAGAUAUCUUUUCCAAUUGUAUUUUUUACUCUCCCUUGAUAUUGAUAACUUAUGCUUAUUUUCUAUAACCGCAUGUUUUGCCACACUAAUACAGCACUGUUGCAGAUAGAGGACAUGAUGGCUGAUGGUGCCUGGUGUCACCUACAGCUAGAGAGCAGUCAUCUUGCAACAAAUGUUGUAUGUUUAUAACGCCUAAAUGUCACUGUUUACAUCUCUGGGAAAAUGCCCAAUUCAUAUUAUGUGAUGUCAUGAGUAAUCCAUUGUCUCACUAUGUAACUCAUAAAAGAACUGAAGCCUUUUCACACGUGGGGCGGCUGGGUAGAGCCUGAAAAACAAAAGCCCUCUGCCUCCCUAAUCUGUGGACUCCAUAUGAGUCUCAGUAGAUUUUACAGAUUACAUCUGAUGUGAUCAGAAAGAAAAGCUUCUCUGGCCUUGUGAUUAAACUGUUGGCUGUCAUGUCCUGAUAAACUGUUCAUGUGGUGCCUGAAGUGCUAAAUUCCAACAUUUGCAUUGUGUUUAUUUUAACAGUGGUUGCAUUCUAGUCAUGGAUUUCUUCAGAGCAGGCUCUUGGAUAGAUCUGACUUAGUAAAAGCAUCCCACUCGCAUCUAGAGACAAACUCCAAAGUGUUUUUGUUUUGUUUUUUUAAAUUUACCACAAUACUGUUCAUCAACUGUGUUACAAAUGGCUCAGAUUAUCCUUUUCACAGCCUCUGUUGCUUUGGACAGCUUAUAUAUUUCUUCAAAGAGACACAGAGGUACAAUAUAGAAUUCUGCAAGUGAUGAUGCAGCAGGGGAUGAUGAUGCUUAUCUGAGCCACAAAUUAUGUGAUGAGUAAACUGAACACUAAUAACAGGCCAAGGAAUAUGUUUACUCCCUGUUUACAUUCCAGUGAUGCAAGAAAUGAGUUGGGAAAUGCACCUCAAAAGUUCAGACUGGUGUAUAUAAGCAUACUGAGCAUCUACUUGGAGAUACAGAGCCUGUGUCAUAUGGAGACAUCUACCAAGUGUUCCUGAAGUCCUUUUGCAGGCCCUAAGGAGCAUGUAAUUGUUGAAAUAUUGCAGCCAAUCUUAGAUUACACUGCACACAUUUUCUCUUGUACAAUUUCUAUUUAAUUCUAAUAACUUCCCCAGACAUUUUCUAAUAUUUUAUGAACCUUUUGCAUCACAUGCUUAUGCUAUACUUUUUUACUGUCACUCAUAUGUGUGAAUGGUCUGAAAUGCAACAUCUGUCGGAUCAUUGACAGUCCAAAUAAAGAGGUUCAGUUCUUUUGCAA